Messenger RNA from Asterias rubens (European starfish), 2538 nucleotides. Its product is annotated as solute carrier family 2, facilitated glucose transporter member 10-like. Gene Ontology annotation, molecular function: transmembrane transporter activity. Gene Ontology annotation, cellular component: membrane. Lineage: Eukaryota; Metazoa; Echinodermata; Asteroidea; Forcipulatida; Asteriidae. The transcript has 14 exons. Gene Ontology annotation, biological process: transmembrane transport. The coding region runs from base 323 to 2443 and encodes 706 amino acids. The record is from RefSeq and is a predicted model, not a curated record.
AAUUCAUGUGUAAAUAAAGUCAACAUUGUAACGCAUACGAUGUAUGCUGUACAGUAUGUGUGUUACACAUCCACAGUGUACAGCACAGAGAGAGCUACUUUUUUGCACUUUCACUACAUUUAAUAUGCUGUGUAAGCAGUUUUAAUUUUGUCUUUAUGAUCUACAUUGCACCUCCAUGCUUCCUUGCUCUGUUAACAGUACCACUACUAGCUGUGCCUUGAACGUUGCUGUUUGGCACACAUCCAUGAGAAGAUAAGGGGUAAUUUCAGACCGUUUGACUUGAGACUUUGAGGAGCUCUCGCUGCACUUGGAGGUCUGAAUAAUGGAGGAACUGGAAGUUGCAGGGGAUGAGAUGGUGUCUUUGACCCAUGCAGAGCGCAAGGCAGAUGAUACAACAUGUUUCGUCGUUGUGGCUGCAAUCAUGUCUGCAUUGGGAGGUAUCCUCUUUGGCUAUGAUAUAGGUAUUGUGUCUGGUGCCCUUCUUCAGUUAAGAGAGGAAUUUGAGUUGUCCUGUCUACAACAAGAAAUGGUCGUCAGUUCUCUUUUGGUGGGUGCUCUCAUUGGAGCCUUAUUUGGAGGGUUUCUAGUGGACUGGAUCGGGCGUCGUUGGUCCAUCAUUAUAAAUACUGGAAUCUUCAUAACUGGGGCAGUCAUACUAACCUGUGCUCCUAUCUAUGAAAUACUUAUUCUCGGUCGCUUGAUCGUUGGAUUUGCUGUUUCAUUGUCGGCCAUAGCAGAAUGCAUCUACAUCUCAGAAAUCUCCCCAUCGACAAAGCGAGGUCAGUUAGUGUGUGUGAAUGAAGUUGGAAUUACCCUAGGUAUCCUCGUAGCGUAUCUUGUCAACUUCUUCUUAAUAUCAGUGCCAUCAGGAUGGCGGUAUAUGUUUGGUCUAUCAAUAUUGCCAGCUGUUAUCCAAGGGGUUGGAAUGUUCUUACUCCCUCCGAGCCCACGGUUCCUGAUGCAGAAAGGGAAAGAGUCACAGGCGAGAACGGUUUUGCAGAAACUCAGAGGCACUGAGCUCAUCGAGGGGGAACUGAGUGUCAUUAGAAACUCAUUACUCACAGAACUGGACUACAGAGUGUGGGAUGUUCUGAGUACCGUGAACAACAUGAGAGGGCGCUUUCUUAUUGGUGCUGGACUAGUUUUUUUUCAGCAGUUCACUGGCCAGACCAAUGUGUUAUACUAUGCACCAACAAUCUUCAAAUCUCUCGGUUUUGAGAGUAACACUGCUGCUACUUUAGCAACAGUUGGACUUGGAAUAGUUAAGGUGGUGACGACAUUUAUGUGUCUUUGUUUUGUGGACAAGGCAGGAAGACGCCAUUUUCUCCUGGUUGGAGCUGGAAUCAUGACUGUCAUUAUAUUCACUCUUGGUAUUGUCACCCAGGUCUCUCUCCCCUCUACGACUAAGAGGACCUGCUUUAUGAACCUCUCAGAGGAGAAUCUAACAACUGUUGUCAUGUCUCAAAUGCAAGAUACAUCCCGUCUGGACAGAUCGGUAAACCAAAUGGACCUCAGUUUGCUGAGAAUUCCUGACUCGGUAGUAAAGGAAAUGUCUAGAAGCUCACCAGAACUCCUAAGCAUUGUUGGAUCAAUAAGCAAAGGUUAUUUUAAAGAGACAAGAAGAGACAGAGUUAAACGGGAGGCAAUUCAAGAGUCCACAUCCAGUAGUACAAAAGUGACCUUAUCAUUGAUGGAUCCUGGAGUUCAAAGGUCAACAUCAAGUAGUACAAAAGUGACCUUAUCACCGUUGGUAACAGGAGGGGGACUUUUGACAGGGAUGACUGUACCUGAGCAACCAAGCUGGACUAAGAAAGGAAAUCUCUAUACAACUGCUGCUUUAAGCCAAGUCAGUGAUAGAACUUCACCACAUGAAUCUGGCAGUGCAUUAAUGACAACAUUAAAGCCCGAGUCUACAAGUACUGGUGGUGUGUCUAUGGAGGAUGGACCUGGAUUGGCGCAGAUAGUUGCAGUUAUCUCAUUGACCUUGUAUGUCGGAGCAUAUUCAUAUGGAUUUGGACCAGUCGGCUGGCUGGUUUUAAGUGAAAUCUUCCCUGCUGGUAUACGGGGUCGUGCGAGUUCCCUGGCAUCCAUUUUUAACUGGGGCACCAACGUUGUCGUCUCACUAACAUUCCUGGAUGUUAUAAAUGGUAUUGGCCCAUCCUGGACCUUCCUAUUAUAUGGUGCAAUAUGUGCAGUUUCCUUCAUCUUUAUUUACCUCAUCGUCCCAGAGACCAAAAACAGAUCUUUAGAGCAGAUAUCAGCCGAGCUCAACAAAAAGUCCCACAUGACAGGGCUUUCUGGACACAGCUGUUUUAAACGGCUUGGUUCAUGUUUACAGUGUUGCCAUGAGAACACACAUCAGAGACUACCACACUCAGACUCCUUUACAGAUGUUAACAUCGGAGUGGAUGAAGGAGUGUGUGAGAAUACCACAGAAAACUGACGCACUGGAAGGUAGAAAGUCAAGGUUCUCUUUGCUCUUCAAGAAAAACAGCUUUAAUAAGGGAAUAAAAGGGUAGCGACGAGUUCUUAAACUGC